Selaginella moellendorffii is the source of this 1165-nucleotide messenger RNA. RefSeq names its product ribosomal RNA small subunit methyltransferase, chloroplastic. The transcript has 10 exons. NCBI's taxonomy places the organism in Eukaryota, Viridiplantae, Streptophyta, Lycopodiopsida, Selaginellales, Selaginellaceae. Gene Ontology annotation, cellular component: mitochondrial matrix. The coding region runs from base 25 to 1056 and encodes 343 amino acids. Gene Ontology annotation, molecular function: rRNA (adenine-N6,N6-)-dimethyltransferase activity. The record is from RefSeq and is a predicted model, not a curated record. Gene Ontology annotation, biological process: rRNA methylation.
UUUAGGGUUUAUUGGGCAAAUGCGAUGAUUCGAUCGCAUGGCGCCAUCGCCAUCGCGAGUUUUGCGUCGAAAUGUGACGAGCUUGUGCCUUGCCGCGGCGCGAAAUGCAGCAUUUCCUGUGGAGCGACGAGUUCUUCUUCCUCUUCCUCCUCCAAUAGCAGCGAGAAUUAUCGGCGAACUCUUGAGGCGCUCAAAUCGAAGAAUAGGAGGCCGAAGCGAUGGCUUGGACAGAAUUACAUGGUAAAUUCGAAUAUCAAUGACGAAAUCGUGAGAGCUGCCGAGAUCCAACCGGGUGAUUUGGUGCUGGAAAUUGGGCCGGGCACUGGAGCUCUUACGGAUUCCCUCUUGUGUGCCGGAGCUUACGUUAUAGCUGUAGAAAAGGAUCCAGACAUGGUCUCUUUGGUUUCCGAACGCUUCAAAGAUAAUCCUAGAGUGAAGUUGUUCCAGGACGAUAUUUUGAAGUGGCAUAUAAGAUUACAUCUAAGCAACUGGAUGGAAACCAUCAAAAGUCCAUCUAAACUUGUUAAGGUUGUCUCCAAUCUGCCUUUUAACAUCACAACGGAUGUUGUGAAAAAGCUGCUACCUAUGGGAGACUUGUUUUCUAACGUAGUGCUGCUUUUACAAGAUGAGGCUGCUGCAAGGUUUAUUGACGAUUCUCCAAAAGGAGAUGAAUAUCGGCCCAUCAGCAUAUUCAUUCGAUUUUUCUCAGAGAUGGAGUACAAAUUCAAAGUGGAUCGCUUGAACUUUUUUCCUCCUCCCCCUGUUAACGGUGCGGUUGUGUCCUUUUCCUUGAAAGAUAGUUCUCAAUACCCUGAAGUCAAAUCUGUCAAGAGGUUCUUUACUCUGGUGAAUUCAGCCUUCACCGGGAAACGAAAAAUGCUGCGAACAUCCCUGCGGCAUCUCUACAGUAGUUCCGAGGUUGAAAAUGCUCUUUGUUCCAUCGGCGUCAUUGAGACUGCAAGGCCUCAUCAACUAUCAUUCAGUCAGUUUGUUAAGCUUCACAACACUCUGGCAGCGCAGAGUGUGACUGAGAUGGACAAGGUGGCCAAUGCCUAGUUGUUUGUGGAGGUACAGAUCUUUUCUUUUUAAUCAUUUUCGGGGGGGAUGCAUUUGAAUUCUUCGUUGGAUCUCCUAGUGCUUGAAUCGUCGAGUCCAAAUUCUUUAA